AUGGGUAUUUUGUCAGGGGCACCUGAUCAGCUAAGCAGCUGGAUCUUCCCGAUAGCUGUGACCUUCGCAGUGUUUAUCAUAACAAGAUCCAUCUCAGGAGCGUUCAGGAAAGGCCUAAGAAAUCUACCGGGACCAGGGAUCGCCAGAUUUACUCCUUUCUAUCGCGCAUGGAGGAUCUCUCACGGAGAUGCACCAACCUACUACCUGAAGUUACAUCAACGAUAUGGACCGAUAGUUCGUACAGGACCAAAUACUGUUGACGUUUCGGAUCCCAAAGCUCUGCCUACUAUAUAUGGCAUCAAUAGCAAGUUUCUGAAGUCUGCGUUUUACGAUACAUUCAGCCCCUUCUUCGAAGACAAAGUAAUGCCCAGCAUGUUCUCCGUCAGAAAUCCUGCUAUGCACCAGGCACUAAGAAGACCAGUUGCUCAGAAAUUCUCCAUGUCCUCAAUCAAAUCUCUGGAGCCCUAUGCAGAUAAGUGUACGAAGAUAUUUGUCGACUCUAUGAGAGAGCUGGAAGGUCAGCAAGUGGAUCUAGGAGCAUGGUUACAAUGGUACGCGUUUGAUGUGAUUGGCGCGAUUACCUUCCAGCAACGAUUCGGAUUCAUGGAGCAGAAGAAAGAUGUGCAGAAUAUGAUAGCGGAUCUUGAAGUCGGACUUCGCUACGCGGGUAUUAUUGGCCAGGUUCCUUCUCUUCAUUCUUGGAUGAUUGGAAAUAUCUGGGUUGGGAAGUUCUUAGCUAUGCAGCCAUUUGUGCACGCCCCCGAUCCUCUUCGAUCUAUGGUGCAGUUUACGCAAAAGUGCAUCGAUGAUUAUGGUCGUCAAUCCGCUACGCAACAUAGCGACCGACCGGACUUUCUUGCAUGGCUUCGAAGUGAGGAGUCAAAGGGCAAGCCGAUGUCGAACCGUGAUAUGAUGAAUCAUCUGAGCAAUAAUCUGCUUGCUGGAAGCGAUACCACGGGGAUCUCUCUGCGCGCCAUCAUUUACUUCCUCGUUCAAACACCAUCGGCAUACAAAAAACUGCAGGUUGAGGUAGACAAUGCUGAUAAAUUGGGCAAAUUAUCUGAUUAUAUCACCUACGCUGAGUGUCUAGAACUUCCAUAUUUGUGCGUCUCGGAUUAUGUCUACAACAAACAAGCUGUGAUGAAAGAAGCAAUGCGGUGCCAUCCUGGUGUAUCAUAUCCUCUCGAGCGUGUUGUCCCUGAAGGUGGAGCCACGCUUUGUAGAGUCUAUUUCGAGGCAGGCACUAUUGUCGGAAUGAACCCUGCUGUUAUACAUCACGACAAGAGUAUCUUCGGAGAAGAUGCGGCGAAUUUCCGACCGGAAAGAUGGAUCGAGUCCAGUGAAGAACAAGUCAAACUGAUGGAUCGGCAUUUGAUGACGUUUGGUUAUGGAUCUCGAACAUGCAUCGGGAAGAAUAUUUCCAUUAUGGAGAUGGGCAAACUGGUACCUCAGAUCAUUCGGAAAUUCGAAGUUGAGUGGGCGUCUGAUCAACCUGAUUGGCAUGUUGAGACUUUCUGGUUUGCAAAACAGCACGGCGUGAUCUGCCGCUUGAGGUCGCGCGAUUCUUUUUGA
Messenger RNA from Penicillium malachiteum, 1572 nucleotides. RefSeq names its product cytochrome P450. Bases 1 to 1572 code for a protein of 523 amino acids. The transcript is spliced from 6 exons. Gene Ontology annotation, molecular function: heme binding; iron ion binding; oxidoreductase activity, acting on paired donors, with incorporation or reduction of molecular oxygen. The record is from RefSeq and is a predicted model, not a curated record. NCBI's taxonomy places the organism in Eukaryota, Fungi, Ascomycota, Eurotiomycetes, Eurotiales, Aspergillaceae.